Molecule: messenger RNA, 3302 nt
Organism: Salmo salar (Atlantic salmon)
Lineage: Eukaryota; Metazoa; Chordata; Actinopteri; Salmoniformes; Salmonidae
Product: E3 ubiquitin/ISG15 ligase TRIM25
Molecular function (GO): protein binding; zinc ion binding
Source: RefSeq, a predicted model, not a curated record
UAGAGGGAUGUGAAAGAGGAGAGAGGUAAUGGUUGUACUCCCCCAUGGAGAGAUGAUAGAGGGAUGUGAAAGAGGAGAGAGGUAAUGGUUGUACUCCUCCAUGGAGAGAUGAUAGAGGGAUGUGAAAGAGGAGAGAGGUAAUGGUUGUACUCCCUCAUGGAGAGAUGAUAGAGGGAUGUGAAAGAGGAGAGAGGUAAUGGUUGUCUCACAGAGUCUAUUCACUCCUUCCCAUGAUGGCCAUUUCUAUAGACCAGGAAGAGUUGUGUUAAGACAGUGAAAUCAGAGCUACAAACAAUAUGGGAUAUAAACUAUGAAGUGAUUUGUAAACUUUCAAUGUAUUCCUCUGGGUGGCCUGUUGAGUUCUGUUGCUAGAUGGAGUUCUAUCAGCCUGGUGAGUUCUGUUCCUAGAUGGAGUUCUAUCAGCCUGGUGAGUUCUGUUGCUAGAUGGAGUUCUAUCAGCCUGGUGAGUUCUGUUCCUAGAUGGAGUUCUAUCAGCCUGGUGAGUUCUGUUCCUAGAUGGAGUUCUAUCAGCCUGGUGAGUUCUGUUCCUAGAUGGAGUUCUAUCAGCCUGGUGAGUUCUGUUCCUAGAUGGAGUUCUAUCAGCCUGGUGAGUUCUGUUCCUAGAUGGAGUUCUAUCAGCCUGGUGAGUUCUGUUCCUAGAUGGAGUUCUAUCAGCCUGUUGAGUUCUGUUCCUAGAUGGAGUUCUAUCAGCCUGGUGAGUUCUGUUCCUAGAUGGAGUUCUAUCAGCCUGGUGAGUUCUGUUGCUAGAUGGAGUUCUAUCAGCCUGGUGAGUUCUGUUGCUAGAUGGAGUUCUAUCAGCCUGGUGAGUUCUGUUCCUAGAUGGAGUUCUAUCAGCCUGGUGAGUUCUGUUCCUAGAUGGAGUUCUAUCAGCCUGGUGAGUUCUGUUGCUAGAUGGAGUUCUAUCAGCCUGGUGAGUUCUGUUCCUAGAUGGAGUUCUAUCAGCCUGGUGAGUUCUCUUCCUAGAUGGAGUUCUAUCAGAGUGGAUGAACUCUGUAUAUGGGUCACAGUGAGGUCAAUCACUUUGUACCUGAACACUUAUAGCAACAACAACCACAGCAGAGAAUUUGGCUGAGUCUACAGCUGUUGCAAUAGGCAGGCAGGCAGGCAGGCAGAUGUUGUUUACUAUGACAGUAAUAACCACACUGUAAUGUAAAGUAUUACCUCAUUCUCAAUGAUCAGUCAAUACAUACAGUAUUCAUUUCAACUACAGAACAUUGUAUCACUAUCAAAUCAAUAAUUAUAAUAUGUACUUCAUAGAAACUGUUAACCUUUAUAUAUUCUAACAACUCACAUUUGUUAGAUUUAUUCCAUAUUAAGGGCCCUAACCUAGGAACUAAAAUAUUAGUCUCCUUCUCGAUGUUACAUGCAGUUCUCUCUCUCCCUCCCUCUAACCCCUCCCUCUCUCACUCCCUUCCUCUAACCCCACCCCUCUGGCAGAACCAGGAAGUCCCUCCCCUUCGCAAACUAUUUUCUGAGGAAACGAAACUGAUCUGAGUCUCUGUGUUGUCUGUCUGUGUGAGAGUGAACAACUGUCCAAAUGGCUCAGCAGGGAGUUCUGCAGGACCAGGACCAGUUCUGUUGUUCUGUCUGUCUGGAUCUACUGAAGGAGCCGGUCACUACUGCCUGUGGACACAAUUACUGUAGAAUCUGUAUUGAGGGCUGCUGGGAUCAGGAUGUUCUGAAAGGGGUCUAUAGCUGUCCUCAGUGCAGAGAGACCUUCACUCCAAGGCCUAAUCUGAGGAAAAAUAACAUGUUGGCUGAUAUGGUGGAGAAACUGAAGAAGACAGGACUCCAGGCUGCUCCCCCUCCUGCUCUAUGCUAUGCUGGACCUGGAGAUGUGGCGUGUGAUGUCUGUACUGGGACCAGAAAGCAGAAAGCCCUCAUGUCCUGUCUGGCGUGUCUGGCCUCUUACUGUGAGACUCACCUCCAACCUCACUACGAAUCUCCUGCUUUCAAGAAGCACAAGCUGGUCAAAGCCACCACACAACUACAGGAGAAGAUCUGCUCUCAUCAUGACAAACUGCUGGAGGUUUACUGUCGUACCGAUCAGCAGUGUAUCUGUUAUCUGUGUACAAUGGAUGAACAUAAAGGCCAUGAUACAGUAUCAGCUGCAGCAGAGAGGACUGAGAAACAGAGGCAGCUGGGGAUGAGUCAGCAGAAGGUCCAGCAGAGAUUCCAGAAGAGAGAGAAGGAGCUGAAGGAGCUCCAACAGGCUGUGGAGUCUCUCAAGCGCUCUGCACAGGCAGCAGUGGAGGACAGUGAUCAGAUCUUUACUGAGCUGAUCCGCUCCAUUGAGAGAAGGAGCUCUGAGGUGAAGGAGCUGAUCAGAGCCCAAGAGAAGACUCAAGUGAGUGAAGCUGAAGGACUCCUGGAGCAACUGAAGCAGGAGAUAGCUGAGCUGAGGAAGAGAAGCACUGAGCUGGAGCAGCUCUCACACACAGAGGAUCACAUCCAUUUCCUCCAGAGUUAUCAGUCUCUCUCCAGUAUCAGUGUAUCUUCAGACUUACCCAGCAUCGUUGUCCGUCCUCUUCAGUAUUUUGGAGAUGUGAGUAAGACUGUGUCUGAACUGAGAGAGAAACUAGAAGACUUCCUUAAAGGAGAAUGGACCAAGAUCUCCACUACAGUGAAUAUAGUGGAGGUUGGACUGCCUCCAGAGCCCAAGACCAGAGAACAGUUGUUACAAUAUUCCUGUCAGCUCACACUGGACCCAAACACAGCACGCACACACCUCUCUCUGUCUGAAGGGAACAGAAAGGUGACCAGUACAGACCAAGUCCAACCAUAUCCUGACCAUCCAGACAGGUUCACCAACUGGUACCAGGUUCUGUGUAGAGAGGGUCUGUCUGGACGCUGUUACUGGGAGGUGGAGUGGACUAGGGACAGGGUUGAAACAGCAGUCUCAUAUAAAGACAUCAGCAGAACAGGGUCAGAUAGUGCAUUUGGAAACAAUAACAAGUCCUGGAGUUUACAGUGCUGUAGUGGUGGUUAUUGUUUCAUACACAAUAAUGUUGAGACUAAAGUAUCAGGCCCUCAGUCCUCCAGAGUAGGAGUGUACCUGGAUCACAAGGCAGGUACUCUGUCCUUCUACAGUGUCUCUGACACAAUGACCCUCCUCCACAGAGUCCAGACCACAUUCACUCAGCCCCUCUAUCCUGGGUUUAUGCUUACUGGUACUGCUGAGCUGGUUAAACUGUAGUAGGGUCCACAUAGAUACUAGUCAUGCUGGUGUAGUCUAUAGCUGAGCUGGUUAAACUGUAGUAGGGUCCACAUAGAUACUAGUC